CCAAAAACAGUGUGUAUAGUCUCUCAUGCAGAAGAACACUCUGUUCCCAUGAUAUCAAAGAGAGAUGAUUGGCACAAUUUGGAGAAUCCAUCACCUUUUCCCAGCAACUUGGAAGGAUCUGUUGAAAGAGUGAAUGCUGUGUUCAUUAUAUAAGCCCGGUAGGCAUCAAAGGGUAAAGGAAAACUGUCCACUUUGAUGGAAGCAGCUUCUCUCUUCCUCUCUUCAACAUCUGCAAACGUGCAAAUUAUGCAACCGCUCCAAGCUCCCAAUGGACACGACCAACUCACUGCUAGUCCUGUCAAUCAUUAGCCGGCACCGGGUGUCCGUUGGAGGGUGGAGCCCUCUGGCAAUCAAAUAUAAAAAGGUGAGAGAAAGUGUCCACGGGCUUCUCUUCUUCUUCUUCUAAAAUCCUGUUUGACAAGCGACGGCUGAGACAAGGCACUCACUCUGGGCAAACAUCUCUCUUUACGCAACUUCAUUGUUUGCAGCCCUGGAAGCAGCACUCCCAGCAUCUUCACAGAGACCCCUCCUCAGUCCUCUCCUCCUCCUCCAACUGUUCACAUCUAAGACUGGUGCCUUCAGCAAGGUGUGCAUUUGGGGGCCCUGAUAAGGAUUGGUUUCCCAUUCCCCUCAUUAUUGGGAUUAUUGUUCCCUCCUUCCACGCCUUUGCCACCUGCCAUCUAGAUCUGUCACCAUGGUCCUCUGCCACUCCGAAGCUGACAAUUCACUGCUGAUCUACGCCGGUGCGACGCUGCUCUCCGGAGGGACGAUCCUUUACCGUGUCAAGAAAACCCGGGUGCAGAAAGCCAUUCCUUUUUUCUGCGGCAUCCUCCUUCUCCUGGCACUGGAAAUCCUGUGCUUUGCCACCCUGAGGAAUUACCUGGGCUUGAGCUUAUUCUCCCUCGUGUGCCUCGCCUUCUGUGUGUACACACCGACACAAGCCAUGCUACCUGUGGACCACAGAGCUGUCCUCAUCACAGGAAGCGACAGUGGCAUAGGGCACGAGCUGGCCAAGUUCCUGGAUCGCUUGGGGUUCUCUGUGUUUGCCACUGUCCUGGAUGAGAAAGGGCCCGGGGCUGAAGCCCUGAAGAAGACCUGCUCCGAAAGGCUGUCCAUCCUGCAAAUGGACAUCACCAACUCUGCACAAAUUCAAGAGGUGUAUCACAUGGUUCGAAGAAAGCUGCAGAAUAGAGAUCUCUGGGGCCUCAUCAACAAUGCAGGGAUCAUGGGCUACACGGCGGAUGGGGAAUUGCUCCCCAUGCGUUCGUACAAACAGUGCAUGGACGUCAACUUCUUUGGUCCUGUUGAGUUAUCAAAGACGUUCUUGCCCUUGCUCCGGAAAUCCAAAGGAAGGCUUAUUAACAUUUCGAGCAUGGCAGGAGGGAUCCCGAUGCCGCGACUUGCCGCCUACGGAUCCUCCAAAGCCGCCCUGUCCAUGUUUUCUGGGGUCAUGAGGCAAGAACUGUCAAGCUGGGGCAUUAAAGUGUCUGUCGUUCACCCGUCAGGCUUCAGGACAUGUAUCCAGGGCAACCCGGAGAUCUGGAAAAAGGAGGAGCAGAGCCUUUUUGAGAGCCUGACUCCUGAGGUGAGGAAGGACUACGGCGAUGACUACAUCUGUUCGAUGAAGACCUUGCUCAUGUACAUGCCUUCUUUCUCCGCCUCUGAUUUCUCACCCAUCCUGCAUGACAUCUUGCACGCAUUGCUGGCCAUGCGUCCCUACGGUCUGUACACGCCAGGGAAGAACGCCUACAAAUAUCUCCUCAUCUUUUGCUAUGCGCCUCUGUGGUUUUAUGACUUUUUCAUCGGCAAAUGCAUGAGCUUGCCCAGCAUGCCCAGCGCUCUCAGAGUCGCCAAGACUGACACCAAGAACUAGGAGCCAAACCCGGAGCGGAAGCCUUUCUCUAAACUUCAGUGGAUAAUCUAUUAGAAAGCCAUUUCUCCGUGACCUUUGUUUGCCAAGUUAAUCUGUCAAGUUGUGGCUGGUGGGGUUUCAGGAGGGGUUGUUAAUGCUCUGCUGCAAAAACUCAUUGGUUGGUGUGGAACAAAGAGGAAGUGUUUCGCUUUACGACAAGUAUUUGCUUAUAUUCGUGCCUUGUGUAUUUUAAUUUUCUUUCAUUUUUUUUAUAUCUUCUACUAUCUUUUUGGGUUUAGUAUUUUUUUUCCCUGAGCUUAUUGGUAUUUGAUGAGCACUUGCUGAAAUGCCAAUAAAUGGCUUCU
Molecule: messenger RNA, 2217 nt
Organism: Anolis sagrei ordinatus
Lineage: Eukaryota; Metazoa; Chordata; Lepidosauria; Squamata; Anolidae
Source: RefSeq, a predicted model, not a curated record